UAUUGUGUUUUCUCUCUCUUCCAACCUGUCCCAAUUUUUAACGCGUUCACGCGUUUAGUUGUCGCUUCAAAGGUAAAUAACCACUAUAUAUAAUCACCCUCCCAAUUCCUCAAAACUCAGGUGCAGAAAUUAACUUCAACAAUUUCUCCCUUUUUAUUAUCUGCAUCUAAAAUUACACUUAGAUAAAAGAAAAUGCCAUCAUCAUCUUCAUUGGAAGACCAACUCUACCCAUCUACACCAGGAAAAUUCAAGAUCGAAAGAAACCACGGUCUAAUGAACCGUCAGGUUCACCGUUGUUUCGGUUCAUCAAGCACCAUGUUCUUGUGGGCGCUUUUGCUUAUCGCAUCAACUGUUUCUUACGUCACUUUUCAAGGCGUCGUUGAUUCCGGUAGCCGGUAUCUCUCCGCUUCAUGGGGUGGAAUUCAAUGGGAAAAACAAGUCAGAGCCUCCGCUCAAAUCCACCGUCAAGGCGGCAUGUCAGUACUUGUUACCGGCGCAGCAGGUUUCAUUGGGUCCCAUGUUUCUCUUGCUUUGAAAAGAAGAGGUGAUGGUGUCGUUGGACUUGAUAACUUCAACGAUUACUAUGAUCCUUCAUUGAAAAAAGCUCGAAAAGCGCUUUUACAAAGCCGCGGCGUUUUCAUCGUGCAUGGUGAUUUAAACGACGCGAAGCUAUUAGCAAAGCUUUUCGAUGUUGUGGCUUUUACUCAUGUGAUGCAUCUCGCAGCUCAAGCUGGUGUCAGAUACGCUAUGGAGAAUCCUAUGUCAUAUGUUAACAGUAACAUCGCCGGUUUAGUCACGCUUCUUGAAGCUUGCAAAACGGCGAACCCUCAACCGUCGAUUGUUUGGGCUUCUUCGAGUUCGGUUUAUGGUUUAAACGAGAAAGUUCCGUUUUCUGAAUCGGAUCGGACCGAUCAACCGGCGAGUUUAUAUGCAGCGACGAAGAAAGCAGGUGAAGAAAUCACUCACACUUAUAAUCACAUUUACGGUCUUUCAAUCACCGGUUUACGAUUUUUUACUGUUUAUGGACCAUGGGGAAGACCAGACAUGGCUAUUUUUACUUUCACUAGAAAUAUGCUUCAGGGAAAACCGAUUACGGUUUAUCGGGGUAAGAACCGGGUUGAUCUGUCACGUGACUUCACCUACAUUGAUGAUAUAGUGAAGGGAUGUGUUGGAUCAUUGGAUACUUCUGGUAAGAGUACUGGAUCAGGUGGGAAGAAACGUGGAGCAGCACCGUAUCGGAUCUUUAAUCUGGGGAAUACUUCGCCGGUGACGGUGCCGACACUUGUGAGUAUACUUGAGCGACUAUUGAAGGUGAAGGCGAAGAAGAAUAUCGUAGAUAUGCCUGGAAACGGUGAUGUUCCUUUCACUCAUGCUAAUAUCACUUCGGCUCGAAGAGAAUUCGGGUAUAAACCCACUACAGAUAUUCAAACCGGGUUAAAAAAAUUCGUCAAGUGGUAUCUCUCUUAUUAUGGUUAUGGCAAAACUACUUUAAAUUAAUUAUUAUUGAAUUUUUUUCUUAGUUUUUUUUAGGAUUUUAAUUUACAGUCAUGGACAGAAAAAAGGAAAGAAGUCCAAAAAGAAGGAAGAAUAUAUUCUUUAGUAUUAUUCUUUACUUGAGAAGAGGUGACAGCUAGCUAAAUCAUACAGCUGUUCCUUGACUGAUUUCUUUUCUUCUUUUAUUUUUGUUAUUUUACAUUUUUUUUCUCAUCUGUAAAGAAAGUUAAUGACUUUGAAGUUCGUUUUGUCUUCUUCAAUGAUAUUUAUUUCUGAUUUUUGGUA
Medicago truncatula (barrel medic) is the source of this 1779-nucleotide messenger RNA. RefSeq names its product UDP-glucuronate 4-epimerase 1. The record is from RefSeq and is a predicted model, not a curated record. NCBI's taxonomy places the organism in Eukaryota, Viridiplantae, Streptophyta, Magnoliopsida, Fabales, Fabaceae. The coding region runs from base 193 to 1497 and encodes 434 amino acids. The transcript has a single exon.